Molecule: messenger RNA, 2865 nt
Organism: Microtus ochrogaster (prairie vole)
Lineage: Eukaryota; Metazoa; Chordata; Mammalia; Rodentia; Cricetidae
Gene: Crispld1
Product: cysteine rich secretory protein LCCL domain containing 1
Cellular component (GO): extracellular region
Source: RefSeq, a predicted model, not a curated record
CCUCUUGCCCCACCCCUCCUCCAGCACCAAAGGCUCAGGAACACAGGGGGGCCCACUGUUCCUAGCGAGCUGCUUUCCGCGGCCACUCAGCUAUCUAACUUCGGAGCCUGCACCCGCUUCUCCUCCCAGGAUUGCGAGAAGUCACAGAGGUAGGGGCUUCAGAGUUCCGCGGUGGUCCGGUCCUUUCCCCUCGCCUCGUCUGUGCAAUCCUGUGUGGAGGCUGGGGACAGCUGCUGGGACCCGCCGUCCUGCUCUGUUCAGCUCUCCUGGGGAACAUCACACUGGAGAGCCAAAAGGCGUGGAAGAGCCUAUCUUGGAGAUUUUCCCGGGGAAACCCCGAGGCCAUUCAUUAUGAUGUGUACUGCACGGGAGUGGCUCCGAGUGACCACACUGCUCUUCGUGGCUAGAGCCGUUCCAGCUAUGGUGGUUCCUAACGCCACUUUGUUGGAGAAACUUUUGGAAAAGUACAUGGAUGAGGACGGUGAAUGGUGGACAGCCAAGCAGAGAGGGAAAAGAGCCAUCACGGACAACGACAUGCAGAGCAUCUUGGAUCUCCAUAAUAAACUGCGAAGUCAGGUGUAUCCAACCGCCUCUAAUAUGGAGUAUAUGACGUGGGAUGUGGAGCUGGAAAGAUCUGCAGAAUCCUGGGCUGAAACAUGUUUGUGGGAACAUGGACCUGCAAGCCUGCUGCCCUCCAUUGGACAGAAUUUGGGAGCCCACUGGGGAAGAUAUCGACCCCCAACAUUUCAUGUGCAAGCGUGGUAUGAUGAAGUGAGAGACUUCAGCUACCCAUAUGAACAUGAGUGCACCCCGUAUUGUCCUUUCAGAUGCUCUGGCCCCGUGUGUACACACUACACUCAGGUGGUGUGGGCGACUAGCAGCAGGAUAGGCUGCGCCAUCAAUCUGUGCCACAACAUGAACAUCUGGGGACAGAUAUGGCCCAAGGCUGUCUACUUGGUGUGCAAUUACUCUCCCAAGGGAAACUGGUGGGGCCAUGCACCUUACAAACAUGGCCGGCCUUGCUCUGCUUGCCCACCCAGUUUCGGAGGAGGCUGUAGAGAAAACUUGUGCUACAAAGAAGGGUCAGACAGGUAUUACACGCCUCGUGAAGAAGAAACAAAUGAAAUUGAGCGGCAACAGGCUCAGGUCCACGACACGCACGUUCGGACGAGAUCAGACGAUAGUGACAGAAAUGAAGUCAUCAGCACUCAGCAGAUGUCUCAGAUUGUUUCUUGUGAAGUAAGGUUGCGGGACCAGUGUAAAGGGACCACCUGCAACAGGUACGAGUGCCCGGCAGGCUGCUUGGACAGUAAAGCUAAAGUCAUCGGGAGUGUACACUAUGAAAUGCAAUCCAGUAUCUGUCGAGCUGCCAUCCACUAUGGGAUCAUAGACAACGAAGGCGGGUGGGUCGAUGUCACUAGACAAGGAAGAAGGCAUUACUUCAUCAAGUCCAACAGGAAUGGCGUUCAAACAGUUGGCAAAUAUCAUUCUGCUAAUUCCUUCACGGUGUCCAAAGUAACAGUUCAAGCUGUGACGUGCGAGACUACAGUGGAGCAGCUCUGUCCAUUUCAGAAGCCUGCCUCACAUUGCCCAAGAGUGUACUGUCCUCGCAACUGUAUGCAGGCAAAUCCACAUUAUGCUCGUGUAAUUGGAACCAGAGUUUAUUCUGAUCUCUCAAGUAUCUGCAGAGCAGCAGUGCAUGCUGGGGUGGUUCGAAACCACGGCGGUUAUGUGGACAUCAUGCCUGUGGACAAGAGAAAGAUGUACACUGCUUCUUUUCAAAAUGGAAUCUUCUCAGAAAGUUUACAGAACCCUACAGGAGGAAAGGCAUUCCGGGUCUUUGCUGUUGUGUGACAGGGAACUCUUGGAAAGGAAUUGGAAAGACCACCUCACAUACCACGAUUCUGAGUUUUGUAUAGAACUGUAACUGUACAGAAGAAAGCAAGUAUUGCCAGCCCACCCCCAGAGUGCAAAUGAGUGUCACUCUUGAGAGGCAAAGUCUAUAAAAUAAAACAUGGGACAUUAGCUUUGGGGAAAGUAUUGAACAUUUAAUGGUUUUAGAAAUCCUGUGUUGAAUAUUGCUAUAUUUUCUUAGCAGUUAUUUCUACAGUUUAUUACAUAGUCGUAAUGGUCUACAUUUCGUAUAUUAUAUUAUAUGGUGCUUUGUAUAUGCCACUAAUAAAGUGACUCCAAACAGUGAAUGUGAAUGGCCUUAGAGAAUUAUCUGGUGCAUUGGAAAGCAAACAACCCUAAAACCGAGGGAAACAUUUAAGUCACUCUUCUGCCAGUCCACUGUACAUUCUUACCUACUCGAAAUCUCUGUCUUUCCCUUUAAGACUGGGCCGUUUUUCUCUUCUGUUAACUGGUGUUAUGCAGACUAUUAAGUCCUCAUGGUGCACUUGUUAUUUUGUAUAAAAUAAUCUUUUAAUUUCCAAGUGAAAAUAUUUGGUUCCCCUGGAACGGCCUCGGUCGUAUGUGGGGUAAAAUCUAAGUGUGUUGUUGAGAACAAGCCUGGUGAUCAUGUAGUAGCUAGAGGGUAGCGUGGCCGCCUGAGCUUGCUAGUGUUCUUAGGACUGAGUUCACAUGGCUUUCUCUUGUAUCCUGGCAAGUACUCCUGCAGGCCAGGAAGUAUAAUAAAAAGUCUAAUGAGGAUGAACUGAUGUGUUACAUUUUAUUACCACUGGUGUUCAUAGUGGCAAAUGGCUUUGUGUAUAAACCUUCCAUUAGUGUCAUCCUACGGUGGUGAUAUAUUUGUUUCUGUGAAAAUGUACUGUGCUUUGAUACCUAAAUUCUGUAAAAUGUUACUGUUAGUAUGUUUUUUUCCCUGCUGCUGGUGAACUUAUUUGUCUCCCAUAAACAUAUUAA